AAGAACCUCAAAAUUUCUCACCACAUUCAUUUCCAUUUUCCACAGAGAACAAAAACAGAGAGCUUUGAAUUUGCAUCCAUGGAGUCCGAAGCUUCAACAUUCGAGAGUUGUCAUGUUAUGGCUGCUCUUUUGGGUUCAACUCCUCUGCUUCUGCAGUCCUGGGAAUUCUGCGCCGCCGCCAACGCCGCCUCCCCAGAAAGUUUCACAACUGUGGUAAUUGAUGAUGUGGCUUAUGUUGGCUUCUCCGGCGUCCAAGUUCUUCCUAGAUGCGGCGGGGGGGGAAGAGAGUUGGUGGCGUUGGACGGAGAGGGAGUUGAGGCAGAGUUGUUUUGGCCGUUGAACCGCCACCGUGAGGAGCUCCAGGAACCGGCCAUGGCGGAUUCCGGCAUCCUCAAGAUGUUUGUUGAUAUUUAUACUCAUAAGAAUCUUGUUGAAACGAUAACAAAGGUAAUGGAAAGAAGCAAGUCAAUAGUAAUUACAGGUCAUUCACUUGGAGGAGCAGCAGCCACUCUAUGUACACUUUGGCUGCUUUCUUUCCUCCAUACCAAAACCCAUCACCACCCAAUUCUAUGCAUCACCUUUGGCUCCCCAUUGAUAGGCAAUGAGUCACUUUCCAGAGCCAUUCAAAGAGAACGAUGGUGUGGCAAGUUCUGCCAUGUCGUGUCAAACCACGACAUUAUGCCAAGGCUUCUCUCUACUCCACUUUCCUCUCUCUCCCCUAAGCUUCACAUCCUCCUUAGAUAUUGGCAUUUGUCAAUGGCCUCUCCAACGUUUGGGAAGCUUGCUACCCAAUUGACAGAAAGAGAGAAAGAAGAGCUCUUCCACAUCGUGUUGGCUCACUCCAAUAGGAUAUCCGACCUAGGAGAGGGGACGGUACAAAGUCAGUUUUGGCCAUUUGGAAACUUCUUCUUUUGCUCGGAACACGGUGCAAUUUGUUUGGAUAAUGCCAUAUCAGUUCUGAAGAUGCUCUAUCUGAUGCUCAAAACAAGUGCUCCAAACUUGAGCAUUGAGGAUCAUCUCAACUAUGGAUAUCAUGUGAAAAAAGUUGGAGUUCAAUACAUGGAGAGGAAGAACUUCAACUCAUCGUGUCCUCCUAAUUCAAGCUAUGAAGCUGGGCUUGCUCUAGCAUUGCAGUCAGCAGGAAUACCUUUCCAAGAUGAAGUUGCUCAAAUAGCCGAACAUUGCUUGAGAACAGCAAGCAGAAUAGGACAAACACCAAACAUGAAUGCCGCAAAACUAGCUAUAAGCUUAUCGAAGAUUACACCUUACAGAGCUGAGAUAGAAUGGUACAAAGCCUCUUGUGAGGAAGCAGAUAACCAAUUGGGUUACUACGAUUGCUUCAAGAAAGAAGAUGCUUCGGUAAGACAUGACCGAGUAAAUAUGAACAGGCACAAGCUCGCAACAUUCUGGAACAGAGUGAUCAACAUGUGGGAGAACAAUGAGCUUCCUCCAGAUUUUAACACGAGGGCAAAGUGGGUCAAUGCUUCACAAUUCUACAAACUCCUGGUAGAGCCAUUGGACAUUGCGGAAUAUUACCAUCGUGAUAUGCACAUUGUCCAUGGUCAUUAUUUGAAAUGCGGAAGAGAGAGAAGAUAUGAGAUUUUUGACAAAUGGUGGAGAGGAAGAGAAGUCACAGAGGAAGGGAAUACUCAGAGGAUGAAAUAUGCAAGCUUGACCCAAGAUUCAUGCUUUUGGGCAAGGUUGGAGGAAGCCAAAGACCUACUGGAAAUCAUUAAAAGAGAUGGAGAUGUCAGAAAGUUGGCUCCAAUAUGGAAAAGUCUUGAAAACUUUGAAAGAUAUGCCAGAGGAUUGAUUGAAAGAAAGGAGGUUUCUAAAGAUGUCAUAGCAAAGAAUUCAAGCUACACUUUGUGGGCUCAAGAACUGAGGGCAUUGAAGCUAAAUAUGUAAUAAGAGUUUCAAAGUAGUUAGAAACUUGGACUCUCUUAGAAUUGCUGUAACCUAAUCAGACUACUGGUUAAAAUGUCCACUGGAUACCCAAUUAUCCACUAAUUGAGAGUAGUAAUAUUUUCUGUUA
Molecule: messenger RNA, 2035 nt
Organism: Cucumis sativus (cucumber)
Lineage: Eukaryota; Viridiplantae; Streptophyta; Magnoliopsida; Cucurbitales; Cucurbitaceae
Product: lipase-like PAD4
Exons: 4
Coding region: 79-1908 (609 amino acids)
Biological process (GO): lipid metabolic process
Source: RefSeq, a predicted model, not a curated record